CAUAACCUUAUUAAUCAACACGAUGAAUUUUCAAUUUACUUAAAUUUAGAAACUAAAUAAAUAUUACUAUUGAAAAGUUUAUAAAAAAUAUUAAAAAUGACCAUCAACAAAAAGUUAAACAAACGAAAAAAAUUCAGUAAAUCAAAAAAUGUUAAAAAAACGCGUAAAGAAAUUCGGAAAGAAAAUCGAAAACAGAAAAAAUCAAAACGGAACGAAUAUUACAUGAAAAAGAAAGGAAAAUCAAAUGAACAUGAUGAGAAGAACGGAUCAGUAAAAAAUACCGAACAAAAGAAUAAAAAGGCACCGAUUGAAAUUAAUGCUAUAGAUAUGGUAACGAAGCAACGUAAAAAAGAGGAAAAAGAAAAGCAAAAAUUGAAAAAACAAAUGCAAAAACAACGUACAAAACAACUUUUGGAAGCGAAUGAAAGUGAAGAUAAAAUCAUUAAAAAAUUAGAAAAACAAUUAAAAUUAAAUAAAAAGAAAUCUUCCGAUUCUAUAACAAAAUCAUUUGCUGGAGACGGUUUAGAUUAUAUUCUUGAAAUGUGCGAUUCAGAAACACGAAAAACAGUUGCCAGUGCACAUAAAAGUUUAAGUCAACAAGAUAUUGAAGCAGAAUUUGAAAACGAUUUAAUGGCUGUUGAUAGAUACCAAACUUCUCUUUCUACAAUAUAUGAAGAAAGCGAAGAAAGUUACGAAGAAUAUAACCAAGAAUCGGAUGAUGAUGUAGAUGUAUCAUCUUUAACACAGCCAAAAGACAAUGAUUCGGAACAUGAAUCUAAUCCAGAAUUAGGCCAAUUGCCUGGCGAAUCUGAUUCUGCUUCCGAUGAUGAAUUGGAACCAAAAAAGAAAAAACAAAAGUUGAAGAAAAAGAAGAAUCAAACAAAUUAUGAUUCCGAUGAUGAAUCCAAAUCAAAAAAGAAAAAACAAAAGUUGAAGAAAACGAAGAAUCAAACAAAUUAUGAUUCCGAUGAAGAAUCAAAACCAAAGAAGAAAAAACAAAAGUUGAAGAAAACGAAGAAUCAAACAAAUUAUGAUUCGUAUGAUGAAGAUGAAAUUAAUUCAGAAUCGAACAAAAAUGAAGAUUUCUUUGAUUCCGACGGAUCUGAUCAUGAAGUCAAUAAAAGAAAUUUGAAAAACAAAAAAUCAAGUAAGUCAGAUUCCGAUGAUGAAUGGAAACUCGAAAAGAAAAAACUAAAGUUGAAGAAAAAGAAGAAUAAUAAAAACACUAACAAAAAUUAUGAUUCGAAUGAGUCUGAUUCCGAUGAAUUAAUCCCAAAUGAUAGCAGUCAUGAAAAUUCUGAAUCAGAAACAAAAGACGAAGCACCUAAUGAAUGGGAAGAUAUUUAUGGUCGAAAACGUGAUAGAGAAGGGAAUAUUAUCUCACAGAAAAGUGCAUAUGUUCCACCAGCUUUACGAAAUGAACCGUCUGACAAAGAAAAGACAGCAAUUUUACGAUUAAAACGAGAAAUGAAAGGUUUAAUGAAUCGAGUUACAGUUAGCAAUAUGAUCAGUGUUAGCCAACAAAUGGAAAAUUUAUACAAUCGUGGUGACCAUAGUCGUCAUAAUUUAAAUAACACUUUCUGUGAUUUAAUUAAUGAUGCGAUUAUACAAUCAGUGAUUACUCCAAUACGAAUUAUAAUCGAUUAUGCAAUACUGAUUGCUAUACUGCAUGCAAAUAUUGAUACGGAAAUUGGGGCAAUUUAUUUGGAAAAAAUUAUUCAAAAGUAUGAUCAAACUUUAAAAAAUGGAAUAGAUGAUGGUAAUAAGGAGCUGGAUAAUAUUGUACACAUUAUUUCAGUACUUUAUAAUUUAAAAGUAAUCCAUUGUACAAUGAUUCACGAUAUUUUACGUAAUUUAAUUACAAAUGGUUUAACUGAGCGAAAUCUAGAAUGUAUUUUAUUAAUGUUAAAAACGGUGGGACCCGUUUUACGUAAAGAUGAUCUGGUGUUAAUGAAAGCAACAUUGGAGUGUAUAAAUGAUACUAUUAAUUCACCACCUGAGGAUAUUAAAAAGAAACAAUCUUCACGUUUGAAAUAUUUAGUUGACGUUGUAACUUCAAUAAAAAAUAAUAACUUUAUGAAAAUUCCAAAUUAUUCACCAGAUGAUGUGCCCCAAAUGCGGCAAGUUUUACGUACUGCACUUCGUCCAGGAAAUCAAGUAGUACAAUUAAAUAUUUCAUUAGAUGAUUUAUUAAAUGUUAAUAAACGUGGAAAAUGGUGGAUAGUAGGAUCUGCAUGGACCGGUAUCAAUGACGACGAAAAUUCUAAAAAGGAAAGGUUAAAUGAAAAUACAUCAAAUACCGAUCAUGAAAUAACUGAAAAUGAUCGUCUUUUAAAACUAGCCAAGAAAUUUAGAAUGAAUACAGAUAGUCGUAAACGUAUUUUUGUAACGCUGAUGGGUGCUAAUGAUUGCGAUGAAGCCUAUGAAAGAUUAUUACGUUUAGGACUUUCACAUGGUCAAGAACAAGAUAUUAUGAAUGUUAUAUUACUUGGUUGUCUUCACGAACAAACUUUUAAUCAAUAUUAUUCUGUGUUGGCGUUGAAAUUCUGCGACUACGAUCGUAAAUAUAAGAUAUUUUUGAGGAACUCACUUUGGGAUAAAUUUAACGAACUCGACGAUUGGCCGGUACAAAAAAUCCACAAUCUUGCUUUAUUUUUAGUACAAAUGUUUUUAAAUAAUGGUCUAACAGUAUCUGUUUUAAAAACCAUUAAUUUAAGUGAUUUAAAUGUUCCAUUACUUCGAUUUUUACGAGCAACCCUUCUUGGUAUUUUAAUAGUGGAAGAUACUGAUAUUGUAGCACGUAUCUGGUCACGCGCAGGUGACGAUAUGAAAUUUAAAGAUGCACUUCGUAUAUUUAUUGAGCAAUUUUUAUUACGUGCAAAUGUUCUUAAUGGAUUAAAACCGGACAAAAGAGGAUUGUUGGAGAGUCGUGGUCGUAUUGCUUUAAAACUUCUGCAAAGAGAUCGCCGUAAUGGAUUUAGUUUGUAAAUAUUAAAUAAUUUCAAUAAAAACAUAGUUUUUGAGUGCCAAGAACCUACCAUCGAGAUGUAUAUAUGUGAUGUACGAAAUAAUAUAAUAUUUUUAUUAUAACUAA
Chrysoperla carnea is the source of this 3094-nucleotide messenger RNA. RefSeq names its product nucleolar MIF4G domain-containing protein 1 homolog. Gene Ontology annotation, molecular function: protein binding; RNA binding. Gene Ontology annotation, biological process: ribosomal small subunit biogenesis. The record is from RefSeq and is a predicted model, not a curated record. Lineage: Eukaryota; Metazoa; Arthropoda; Insecta; Neuroptera; Chrysopidae. Gene Ontology annotation, cellular component: nucleolus. Bases 97 to 2988 code for a protein of 963 amino acids. The transcript has 7 exons.